Ceutorhynchus assimilis (cabbage seed weevil) is the source of this 2137-nucleotide messenger RNA. The record is from the annotation of a GenBank genome assembly. Lineage: Eukaryota; Metazoa; Arthropoda; Insecta; Coleoptera; Curculionidae.
UCAGAUAAUUAUUUAAAAUUACAACAAAAUGAUGUAAGCACUCCAGAUAAACAAACAAAUAUGGUAAAAAGCCAACCUUCGUUUAGGUUGCGACAAAAUGCCUCGCAAAACAUCCAAAGGACCUCGAAAAAGGAUGUGCAAAAGAAAAGUACGAAUAAAAAUCAACCCACCAAAACCGAAAAAAAAAUUGUCGAAGCAGUAAACAGCAACCUGACAUUUCCUAGUGGAGAUACGGCCUUUAAGGCCCUACUAUCGGCACGAUUUUGUGCAGCAAUUUGGUCCCAUAUAACUGAUUGCGAUGAGACUUUUAACUAUUGGGAACCCACUCAUUAUCUUGUGUUCAACAAAGGCCUACAAACUUGGGAGUACAGUCCGGAAUUCGCUCUACGCUCAUAUUUUUACUUGAUGAUCCAUGCCACUCCGGCCUGGCUGUACCAUAAACUCCUACAGCCGAAUCCGCUGUUGAUGUUUUACUUUUCCAGGUGCCUCUUGGGAUUGGUUUGUGCUUUUGCUGAAGUCUACUUUUACAAAUCGAUUUGUAAAGAAUUCGGCGUUCAUAUUGGUAGAAUCUGUUUGGGGUUUCAACUUUUCACUCCUGGGAUGUUUAUAGCAAGUACCGCUUAUCUGCCGUCAAGUUUUGCCAUGUACAACUUUACUGCGGCUUGUGCCGCAUGGUGGCAGCAAAAGUACCCACUGGCUGUAUUUUUCAUUGCUUUGGGGUCUUUGCUAGGUUGGCCCUUUGCAGCCCUAUUAGGCGUUCCACUGGUCUUCGAUAUGCUCCUAUUGAAAAAACUCUACAAAGACUUGAUAAUGUGGUCGGCGAUAUCGGCCGUGGUAAUCUUAGGCCCGAUGGUUGUCGUUGAUUCAAUGAUUUACGGUAAAUUGACUGUUGCCCCCUUAAAUUUGGUUAAAUAUAAUGUUUUUGGGGGGGCAGGGCCCGAUUUAUAUGGCACUGAACCGUUUUCCUACUAUUUCAUUAAUGGUUUGUUGAAUUUCAAUAUUGUUUGGAUUCUAGCCCUUCUAAGUCCUUUAGCGGUUUUUUUGAAUCACAUAUUUGUACCUUCGAGGACCAAAACAACCCUGUAUUUGCCCCAUUGGUUGUCCCUAAGCCCCAUGUUUCUAUGGUUAAUGGUUUUCAGCCUCCAAAAACACAAAGAAGAACGUUUUUUGUUUCCCAUUUAUCCAAUGAUUUGUUUGGCUGGAGCAAUUUCAUUGGAUGUCAGCCAAAAGCUUGUAUUCAGACUGUGGAGUUUGGCUAAAAAAAUGCCUUAUGGUACCCAUUAUUUGGAUAAAACCACUUUUUUGAUGGUUCUAGUAGUGACUUUAACGUCACUUUUGAGCAUUUCUCGUAUAGUGGGCUUGUACAGAAACUACCACGCCCCAUUGGAUCUUAUGAUGGAACUGAAUAGGUACCCAAAUGAGAUUGUGGUACCAAAACACAGCCAAAUACAAGUUUGCUAUGGCAAGGACUGGCACCGGUACCCGAGUUCGUUUUUCUUGCCAAACUCCAACUGGAAUGUGCGCUUUAUUAAGUCAGAGUUUAACGGAAUGUUACCUGCUCCUUAUUCCAACCAAUCAAAUGCCACCAAAGUGAUUCAUCCAUACUUCAACGACCAAAACCGAGAAGAACCAAGCUUGUAUUUAAAUGUAAGCGAGUGUCAUUUUUUGUUGGAUUUAGAUUUAGACAAGGAAAGUGAUUUGGAACCGAUUUACGCCAAACAAAGUGAUCAUUGGAAAGUUGUCGCCAGCUACAGGUUUUUGGAUUCCGAAAAAUCCAAUAGGUUUGCUAGGGCUUUUUACGUACCCUUUAUCAGCGAGAAUUACCUGACUUUUGGGAAUUUUUCAUUGUUGCAAUCGGUAAAACUUAAAAUAAAAUAGCGUCAUGGGAUUCCCCUAUUUCAACAAACAGUGUUGCCAGAUUGAACUUAAAAUUGUCACUUGUCAAUGAAGCGACUUCACUGUUUGUCUUCUGUAACUUCGACUGGCAAUAAACAACGAACAUUUUUUCUACAAAACUUCUAGUCCAACUAAAAUAAUAAUUUGUACAAUAUUUUGCUCACUAUUAUUGUUGUAAGUAUGUAAAAUGUCUGUACGUAUGCAUUGUGAUUUUGUUCGUGAAAAAUUAAACAAAAUAAGG